CUAACAAGAACGGAGGGGGGAGGGAGGAUGGCACGAGAGGAGGACGAGCAGAUAGGUGAUAAUGUUGUUAGAGAAGCAAUGGAUGAGGAGGAGCACGGAGGAACAGGAGACACAGAAAUGGAGGAACAGAACAUUCUAGACCAUGAAAUGUCCAUCACAGAAGACCUCACCGAAAACCAGGCUGAUCUUGGUCCUCAGGAGUCAUUACCGCAGCGUACAGAGGCUGUAACCUCAGAUGCACGGGAAGACGUGGAUUCAGACCAGGUGGAAGAGGCCUUUGAAAUGCAGGAGGUGGCUGAUAUUGAAUCGGACAAGCGGGGAGGAGACGUAACCUCAGAGGAGGCCAAGUCCACGACAGAGAGUGAAGGUGAACAACCUUCCCAGCUCAUCGAAGGAACAGUAACAGAUGAAAGCGGUGAACUGACAGAACAACCAUUGGAAAAGACACUUAUAGAAGAAGAAAGACAAGGAAGAGCAGAGGAGGAAAGAAUACAGGGAGGAACUGAGGUGGAGACUGAGCCAGUGACUGUUUUAGAUGAUGAGAUUGAGGUUACAGAGGAAGAACCUAGCAAAGAAGUGCAAGAGCCAAAAUCUGAUGCCACUACAUCUGAAAAUACCACAGCCGAGACAAAGACUGAAGAGAAUCAAAAACCGGAUUCAGAGAGGAGUGAAAUAGGUACAGGGAGGGACGAGAGCCAGAAAGAUGAAAUCAAAGUGGUGGAGAUUGAGCUAAAUGGAAGAGUAAAAGGACUGAGGCGGGUGAUGGAGAAUGGCAUCAUGCCUACUGAGCAGCAGCCAACUUCCCUAAAGAAGAGAGAUAGUUUCGGGACAGCAAGAGUGAUGUCGUUGAGGAGAAAAGAUAACGACUGGAUAAAAAAAGACCAAGCAGAGGAAGAGAGCACCGUAGAAAAGAAAGACUGGAGGAAAGAAAGCAUGCCUGUGAAAAAAGACACCCAGGAAACGGAGGGAGUAAAGAAGGACUGUGUGAGGAAAGAGGCAUUAAGGGAGGAGAAAAGUCCCCCAAGGAAGGACGACUGGAUAAAAGAGCUCAAGUCGGUGAUAAAAAACGAGUCACUGCCAAGAAAGAAAGAUGUGCAGGUGAAGAAAAAGCGAGUUGUGCUGAUGGAGGAUGGCCAAUCAUAUAUUCCCCGGCGGGAGGAGAGGAGGGAGGAGGAGAGGAAAGAGGAGGUGAAACUGCUGUCCCAUAGGAAGGUGGAAAGUCCCGUUCCUCCUCUGAGCAAAAACAGCACGACCCCUGAGGAUCAGAACCAUGUGGUCUCCCUCUACGUCAAGGCCGGCAGUGAUGGGGAGAGCAUCGGUAACUGUCCGUUCUCCCAGAGGCUUUUUAUGAUCCUGUGGCUCAAAGGGGUCAUCUUCAACGUCACCACUGUCGACCUCAAGCGGAAGCCGGCUGACCUGCAGGACCUCGCUCCAGGAACCAACCCACCCUUUAUGACCUUUAACGGGGAGGUCAAGGUCGACGUCAACAAGAUAGAAGAGUUCCUCGAGGAGAAACUGACGCCACCCCGCUACCCGAGACUGGCUCCCAAACACGCUGAAUGCAACACAGCCGGCAUCGACGUCUUCGCCAAGUUCUCAGCUUAUAUCAAAAACCCCAGGAAAGACACCAACGACGUCUUGGAGAAAGCCUUGCUCAAGUCCCUGCGGCGUCUCGACGAGUUCCUGAGGACUCCGCUCACCGAGGAGAUCGACGCCGACGCCGCCGGAGACGUGCCCGAAUCCACCAGGAGUUUCUUAGACGGACCCGAUCUCACCCUGGCCGACUGCAACCUGCUGCCGAAACUCCACAUCCUCAAGAUUGUGGCCAGGAAGUACCGCGGCUUUGAGAUCCCAGCGGACAUGACGGGCGUGUGGCGGUACCUAAACCACGCCUACCAGAGGGAGGAGUUCACCAGCACCUGCCCCGCCGAGAGGGAGAUCGAAUUUGCAUACCUGGAUGUCGCUAAACGCAUAAAGUAAACCGAGGAGAGGGUGGGAUGAGGGAAUAAAGCGGGAUUAAGAGAGAUCAGAGCUGCAAGAAAGAGAAAAGAGUAGUGUAGAAAACCAUGGAGAGAUUUGAUUUGCACACACAAGGUGGAUAAAAACAUCAAAUAGACAGUCGUGUUGGGUGUUUUCCUCAAGCUUAGUGAAUCCAUGUGAGGAAAAACAAGGAAAGUUAGACGAUGAAAAUGUAGACAGAAGAGAAAAGGCUGAAGGACGUAGACCAAACCAACUCUGCAAUCCAAACUUCUGAUAUCAACAUUUAGAUUUAUAAUAUUUCUGUGUUGGUUUGGAAGUCGACUGAUAGUUGUACCGCAGUGUGUGUGCUUGUGUGUGUGUGUGUGUGUGUGUGUGUGUGUGUGUGUGCACUCACCGGCUGGGCUGCACAGUGCUCUAUGUGCUAAUCAUUUAAAAUAACCGCAUCCACAAAUACGAGGUUAGUACAGAAUUAAUGACUUCAGUUUUCAUGUUUCAUUUCUCAAUGGCAGGGCCAGUUAAACAAACAAAAAAAAAAAAUCACAAUUCAUAACUAAAUGUACCAGAAACCCCUCAGUCUAAUAAAUAAUGUGACAUUAAGUUAACACCUCUCACUAGAUUCCUCUGAAAUACAGACAAUAAAUAUAUCAGAUUAUCUUUAAAUUAUGUUAACGUGAUUGUAUCAGUGAUGUGAAAUUACAGAACAUUUUGUUUUCCAAAUGUGCUUCUAUGAGGAUACAGAUUUAGCAGCUGUGGAGCAUUAAAACGAUGCAGCCUGUUAUUAAAGCCAUUCAAUACCACACAUUAAAUGUAGCUAGAGUGCCUGUUUCACUCGGGGCACAGGUAGUCGAGCCAUUAUCGUGUCAUCUCGUGAAUGCGAAUCUAUGGCCUUGACCAUAAUGCAUCUGUCCUGCUCUGUUUCUCAGCGAUAUGACGGUGUUAUUGUGCUAAAACCCAUCAGAGCCGGGAGGCGCUGGACUGUGGGAGCCGGCGAGGCUGAUGGACCUGUGCGCUCUUCGGGGAGCUUUUAAAUUUCACUCAAGGUCUUGCAUGCGUGGGGUCGAGGUAAACAAAUCAAUGGACUGAAAUCGGUGGGAUAAAACACAGUAAAGUAUCAAUUGAGGCAUUUCUAUUCUGAUUUGUUAUUGUGAUUAUUAGUGGAAUAUUAGGUGAAAGUUAUGGGUUUCUGCCUCAAACAACAAAGAAAAGGACACACUAACUAAGCAUCCCACAUGAUCAAAGCCUAAUAAUGAAAGGUGUGUGGGUCUAUGUACUUUUCAGUGACAUUAACACCCUCAUUAUGCUCGAUAUUAUGCGCCACAGCGAGGCAGAAACAACUGUUUGCACGCUGGUUCGCACACCUUUUAAUGGGAAAGGUUCAGUUUAAUUAAAGCCAGACUCUGUUGUGCUCCUCCUCCUCCCAAAGUCCAGCUCACAAACUGACUGAUGGCAUUUUCUUCAUUUAGUCUUUUUUUUUUUUUUCUUGUCUUAAAGCAGAGGUUCUGUAUUCUUCAACCCAGGCUGUGUUUAAAUGUUGAUGCUCAUGACUUAGGUUCAGCCUCAAAAAAAAAACCCACCAGCAGCACCAUCAAAUACACCUCGAUAGCUGCAAACGGAGCUUUCUGUCACGUUUUAUUGACACAGGUCUGGCAGAUGUGUUGGUUUUAUUUGACAUUCAUAAUAAUACAUCACAUUGGACGUCAGAACUCCUGUCUUGUACAUUUCUGAGCUACAGCAUGUCGUUGUUAACUCGGGGUAAAUCUAUGCUUGCAAGAAGAAGAAUCUCACAAUUAUACUCCACAGGGAACAGCAGAUAAAGGAGCAUCAAAUUUUUCAAGUUAGCCAAGUUAUUUUUUUUUUGGUCAGGCGAUUACAAGAUGGAUUUGACUCUGCUGUGAGUUCCCUAUUUUCAAAAAAGGACAUUUAAUAAUCUGUUGUGAUGCUGAAAAUGAGUGCAGACCCAGUCCUCAAGCCCUCCCUGUCCAGUCCGGCAGGUUUUUGGUCCAGCUCGACUCUUGCACUCCUGACCCAGUUAAAGCCCACGCACCUUAAAACCUCUGCUCAGGUAGAUCUGUUUCAACCAAUCAGAAGCCCUUAGAUGGAUCAGGUGUGAGCGAGUAGCGCUGGAACCAAACCUUGCAGGACAGGACGGAGGGUCCUCGAGUCAGACAUGAUGGGUGUCAACAUUUCAUGAGCGAGGCUGAACAAUACCAGACUUCUUCUUUGAUGUUGUGAUGAAUCAGUAGUUAAAUCAGAAUGAAUAGGCACAAACUAUGUCGUCAAUGCCAGACUAGUAAGAAGCAUUUUCUAUUUGUACAUUUUAUAAAGAGUUAAUUCUGUGUAUGCUCUGUUCUGUGUGUAUAUGCUACUCAUAUUCUCAUUCUCUACACUGUACCUCUUUUGUAUCUGAAGCGACUGGCAGCCUGAGCGUGGGCGGGGCUCGGCGUUGGCUGGAAUUUCUGGUGUUAAUUUUGUGUUUCUGCGGCGAGAGCAGAAAACGCUGAGGCCGCCGUCUUCAUGUUGAAACACCACUCAAACAUCACAGCGGAGGUGCUUUCUGCUGCAUUCAUGUCACGUGUGGACAAACACAGCAGCAGCCUGACAGAUAAAAGAUGCAGUUUGUAGCACCUCCUGUCUCAACGUUGCCAUCUACUGGCUGAAGCUGAUGUUGCAGCCUCAUCGUGUCAGUCAUUUUUCUGUUUAACCAGUCAUUUUUCUGUUUAACAACUGUAAAAGAAUUUAUUUUUUCCUGCUGUGGGACAGUAAAACAGAAAAGCAAAGUCCCUCAAUUCUUUUUUUUGCCUUUUUAAUAGUGAAAUCAGAUCAAAUCUGAUCCCAAAAUGACUAAUGUGAUUUAAAAAAAGUUUGUUUGAGAUGAAGCUGCUGAUUGAAAUCCUGGUUGGUGAUGUGAGAACUGAAUUUGAGGAAUCACAGUCGAUCACCAAACCCAAGUUCCUAUCAGGGUUUAGCGUCUGAAAGCUGAGAUGAGCAGUAUUUUCCACCAGGAGGAUCAGAUGUGCUGGUUCUGCCGUGUGACAUGAAUGCAGCAUGACUAGGUACUCGAGGGUUUCUGACUCGAGCAGAGGACAGUGACGGGCGUCCACGUGUCCAACACCUCAGGCCGAGCUUCCACAGAGACACUGUCCAGUUUGUACGUCAGAAACUUUCCAUUCUCCCAGUUCCUAGUUGCCUUGAAUGCAUUUUUUUCUAUUUCCAUGAACACCAAAAUCACCGACUGUGGGGAUCUGGAGACCAGAGCACCACCAGUUUGAUUAAAAAAAAAAACAAAAAAAAAAAAAAAACAAGGUGUUUGGGCCGUUUUGUUUGUGGAAAUCAGCCUGCUGUGUUCUGGCCUUAUAAUCCUCUAUAGGGGACUCUUUAUUAAAAUGAUUUCACAACUA
Myripristis murdjan (pinecone soldierfish) is the source of this 5378-nucleotide messenger RNA. Its product is annotated as chloride intracellular channel protein 4. Lineage: Eukaryota; Metazoa; Chordata; Actinopteri; Holocentriformes; Holocentridae. The coding region runs from base 28 to 1980 and encodes 650 amino acids. The transcript is spliced from 6 exons. The record is from RefSeq and is a predicted model, not a curated record.